AGAAAGCGCCCCCGCCGCCCCCGCCGCCCACCCUGUACGUGCAGCUCCACGGAGAGACCACCCGGCGCCUGGAGGCGGACGAGAAGCCAUUGCAGAUCCAAAACGACUACCUCUUCCAACUGGGAUUUGGGGAGCUGUGGAGGGUGCAGGAGGAGGGCAUGGACUCGGAGAUUGGCUGCCUCAUCCGCUUCUAUGCAGGAAAACCUCACAGCACCAGUAGCUCUGAACGGAUUCAGCUCUCAGGAAUGUACAAUGUCCGUAAAGGCAAAAUGCAGUUGCCAGUGAACCGAUGGACAAGACGCCAAGUCAUCCUGUGUGGGACCUGCCUGAUAGUAUCAUCUGUGAAAGACAGCUUGACUGGAAAGAUGCAUGUUCUGCCACUAAUUGGUGGAAAAGUAGAAGAAGUGAAAAAGCACCAGCACUGUUUAGCAUUUAGCUCCUCUGGACCCCAAAGCCAGACUUACUACAUUUGCUUUGAUACUUUCACAGAAUACUUAAGGUGGCUGCGACAAGUCUCCAAGGUUGCAUCCCAGCGCAUUAGCUCAGUGGACCUCUCCUGUUGCAGCCUGGAACAUCUUCCUGCCAACCUCUUCUACAGCCAAGACCUCACUCAUCUAAAUUUAAAACAAAACUUCCUACGGCAAAACCCUAGCCUGCCAGCUGCCAGGGGGCUCAAUGAGCUGCAGAGGUUCACCAAGUUGAAGAGUCUUAACCUUUCCAAUAAUCACUUAGGGGACUUCCCAUUAGCAGUCUGCAGUAUUCCAACCCUGGCAGAGUUGAAUGUGUCCUGCAAUGCCCUGCAAGCAGUCCCAGCAGCCGUGGGAGCUAUGCACAACUUACAGACAUUUUUGUUGGAUGGAAACUUUCUCCAGUCCCUUCCUGCUGAGUUGGAGAACAUGCACCAACUUAGUUAUCUCGGUCUUUCUUUCAAUGAAUUUACUGACAUUCCAGAGGUAUUGGAGAAAUUGACUGCUGUGGAUAAACUUUGUAUGUCUGGAAACUGUAUGGAGACCCUUAGGCUACAGGCUUUAAGAAAAAUGCCUCACAUUAAACAUGUGGAUCUAAGAUUGAAUGUAAUUAGGAAGCUAGUAGCAGAUGAAGUAGACUUUCUGCAGCAUGUCACUCAGCUUGACCUGCGAGACAAUAAACUUGGUGAUCUAGAUGCUAUGAUUUUCAACAACAUUGAAGUUUUACACUGUGAAAGAAAUCAACUGGUGACAUUGAACAUCUGUGGCUAUUUCCUGAAAGCACUCUAUGCCUCUUCUAAUGAACUUGUUCAACUUGAUGUUUACCCAGUUCCCAAUUACUUGUCCUACAUGGAUGUUUCAAGGAACUGCUUAGAAAAUGUGCCUGAGUGGGUAUGUGAAAGCCGAAAGCUAGAAGUUUUGGAUAUUGGCCAUAAUCAAAUAUGUGAACUUCCAGCCCGCUUAUUUUGUAAUAGCAGUCUCCGGAAACUACUGGCAGGACACAACCAGUUGGCAAGUCUGCCUGAAAGACUGGAGAGAACCUCGGUGGAGGUUUUGGAUGUGCAACACAACCAGCUCUUGGAGCUCCCACCUAACCUUCUGAUGAAGGCUGACAGCCUGAGAUUCCUGAAUGCAUCUGCAAACAAACUGGAAACCCUUCCUCCUGCCACGCUUUCUGAAGAGACAAACAGUAUCUUACAAGAGUUGUAUUUGACAAAUAACAACCUCACAGAUAAAUGUGUGCCCUUGUUAACCGGACACCCUCAUCUGAAGAUCCUUCACAUGGCCUAUAACCGACUUCAAAGUUUUCCAGCAAGUAAAAUGGCAAAACUGGAAGAACUUGAAGAAAUUGAUAUCAGUGGGAAUAAACUGAAAGCCAUCCCAACAACUAUCAUGAAUUGCAGACGCAUGCACACUGUGAUUGCCCACUCCAAUUGCAUUGAAGUCUUUCCUGAAGUUAUGCAGCUCCCAGAGAUCAAGGUAUGUGGUUUUAUUCCAUAA
Molecule: messenger RNA, 1967 nt
Organism: Carlito syrichta (Philippine tarsier)
Lineage: Eukaryota; Metazoa; Chordata; Mammalia; Primates; Tarsiidae
Product: PH domain leucine-rich repeat-containing protein phosphatase 1
Exons: 12
Coding region: 159-1967 (602 amino acids)
Molecular function (GO): protein binding
Source: RefSeq, a predicted model, not a curated record